CAUUAGCUGAUGCGCUCUGCUGGCCGACAUCAGCAACACCGAUAUCCCCUCGUGCUUCUACGUUUCUACUACUGCUUUACGGGGCGAGUUCGGCUGACUGACCGUAGCCACUGAUCAGUCGUCAUCGACCAUCGGUCGUGAACAUCUACACCGCUCCCGUUGCGACGCAUUGGUGAUUGCUGGAAGAUAUGCACCUCGUGAGCUCCUAGUGUUUUAGCAACGUACAUAGCACGUAUAAACAUCUUUAGCUCGCAGCGGUAACAUUAACGAUGUUGGCGCGCGAUUUGUGCUGAUGCUCGAGUGAAUCGCAAUUGGCUGUCCGAUUGUCCAAGAAGGCCGGGAACGGCAGGCCAAAUCGAGAAGAAUGCGCCUAAUUCACUCGAGAAGAUCGAGGAGCUACGUGACGGACGAUGGCGUCGCUCAGGUUGCUCGUAGCGGGGGCGAGUGCUGUUGGUGCCGGUACUCUCACCACGUACCUACUUUUAUCGGAUAACACGGUACAUGCCGAGAAGGUGAAGCCAAGACCACCUCGGAGGACGUUACCGACACGGGAGGAUCAAGUGAAGACGCUUAAAUCACAGGAUUAUGACGUACUGAUAAUCGGUGGCGGUGCAACGGGGGCGGGAUGCGCUUUGGACGCUUGCACACGAGGUUUAAAGACCGCGUUGGUCGAAGCCGACGACUUCGCGUCCGGCACUUCGUCCCGAAGUACCAAAUUGAUUCACGGUGGCGUACGGUACCUACAGAAGGCGAUCAUGCAAGUGGACAUCGAGCAGUACAGAAUGGUAAAAGAGGCACUUCACGAGCGCGCCUCGAUGCUGGAGAGCGCGCCGCACCUGGCACAUCCAUUGCCCAUCAUGCUGCCGGUUUACACGUGGUGGCAGAUUCCGUACUACUGGUUCGGCAUCAAGAUGUACGACUUGGUGGCAGGUAGCAAAACGGUCAAGUCUUCCUACUACUUGAGUAAAGCAAAUGCUCUGGAGCUCUUCCCAAUGUUGAAAGGCGACAAGCUAAGGGGCGCUAUUGUUUAUUAUGAUGGUCAACAAGACGACGCUAGGAUGAAUUUGGCGGUCGCCUUGACAGCUUCGAGACACGGCGCAACCGUCGUAAAUCACGUGAAAGUAGUCAAUCUAUUAAAAGGCCUCGAUAGGGACGGCAAACGAGUCCUCGUGGGAGCUCAUCUCAAAGACGAACUCACGGGAGAGGAAUGGGACGUGAAAGCUAAAGCGAUAAUUAAUGCGACUGGUCCUUUCACCGAUCACAUCAGGAAGAUGGACGACCAAGACGUCAAGCCAAUUUGCUGCCCAUCUUCCGGAGUUCACAUAGUACUGCCAGGAUAUUACAGCCCCGAUCAGAUGGGUCUGCUCGAUCCAGCGACGAGCGACGGUCGGGUGAUCUUCUUCUUGCCGUGGCAGAAGCAAACCAUCGCGGGGACGACCGAUUUACCGUGCGAGGUCACGCAUAAUCCUCGACCUACGGAAGAUGAGAUCAUGUUCAUCCUGCAAGAAGUCAAAAACUACCUGAACCCGGACGUCGAGGUGCGUCGUGGAGACGUUCUCUCCGCAUGGAGCGGUAUCAGACCGCUCGUCUCCGAUCCGAACAAACCGAACACGCAAUCGCUCGCUAGGAAUCACAUAGUACACGUCAGUUCUACGAAUCUCGUCACGAUAGCUGGCGGCAAAUGGACAACUUAUCGCGCGAUGGCUCAAGAAACUAUUGACGCGGCUAUAAAAGCUUGCGACUUGCAACCGGAAAGGCCUUGUCAAACGGACGGCUUUCUUCUGGAAGGCGCUCAGGGCUGGAGCCCCACCAUGUACAUUAGAUUGGUGCAGGAUUUCGGUCUGGAGUGCGAAGUCGCGCAACACUUGUCCAAGAGUUACGGGGACCGCGCGUUUGCCGUCGCUAAAAUGGCUUCCCUUACGGGCAAACGAUGGCCAAUUAUUGGCAAGAAGAUCCAUCCGGAAUUUCCGUACAUCGACGCUGAAAUACGUUAUGGUGUACGAGAAUACGCUAGAACUGCGGUCGACAUGAUCGCACGUCGAUUAAGACUCGCUUUCCUCAACGUACAAGCGUCUCAAGAGGCGUUGCCGGUCAUUAUAGACAUCAUGGCCGAGGAGCUGCACUGGUCCGCGGAAGAGAAGAAGAAACAACAUCGCGAGGCCAGCGAGUUUCUCGCCCACGAGAUGGGCCAGAUGGUGAAUCGUGCUUCCCGCGAUAAGAUCCCGAUUAAUCUUACCAAGGAGGAGAUACAGCUCUAUAUCAAACGCUUCGGGAUUAUAGAUAAGGACAGGAAGGGAUACGUAUCCGUCAACGAUAUCAGGCGAGGGCUGAAGCUGUUCGGAGAUAAGGAAGUACCGGGUGAGGAACUUCACGAAAUUCUGCGCGAAAUCGACACCAAUAUGAAUGGUCAAGUUGAAUUGGAUGAAUAUCUUCAGAUGAUGUCCGCUAUAAAGUCUGGCCAUGUGGCGUAUUCACGUUUCGCACGGAUGGCCGAGAUGGAAGAAGCGCAACACGAGAAGGAAAUGCUCAAAAAACAGAUCAGCGUUGAGAGGUCAGGCGGAGGAUUGUAAAGGAACUUGGGAAUCAUGGGAAAAAUAUCGUAACUUAAAAUAUAUACCUUAACGUUUCAUCUCGCAUUUGAUUUGAAACACACCGCGCCACGUUAUUUAUUAUAGCAUAUCGAUUCAUUUAAUCAGCGAAUACGCUAUCGUCAAGAAAUAAAAAAAUCAAACCAUUCUCCAUGGAACGUAACUGUCACGGACAGUAUCUAAACGAAUGCAUUGAUUUGCAGAAAAAUUUUAUGCAAGAAUUCGCAGCACUGAAACCGAAGUUUCAUUGUUGACUUUUGUAAAGGGUAAAAUGACGUACGCUGUAAAGAAGAAAUUCAAAUUCCAAGUUUACAGUUUUGUGCAUGUAUUAUUCAGCUGUAACAUUUGUAUCGUGUACAAAUUGCGGAGCACUGGCAUUCUUUCUAUUUGUACAUAUAGCUGACGUUAAUACGUUGGAAUUAUAAUUGUACUUUACUCUUGUAUACUAAAAGUAUACUCUGUGUAAUGUAACAUAGCAAUUUUAUCAUUCUAAAUUAUCCUACAUUGUAUUUGUAUAGUAUUACAAUUGUGCAUUAUGUAUUAUUUUAUUUAAAAACAACUGUUCUCUCUUCAAUGUGUUAUUAAUGUAUAUAUAUAUAUAUAUAUGUGUAAAGAUGUUUUGAAUACAUAAUAUAAAAAGAUUUCGUUAUACUUUGAAUUGGAUUGUAACUUAUCUGUACUAAAUCCAUCGUUACAGAUGCACGCUGAUAUUGUACAAACUAUAAAUAUUGUGAAACGUCAUCUAAUUUAUUAUAACUGUAAAAUGGCUAUGUUGAUCAGUAUUUGUCUUGUAAUCUAUCUCAUCAUUGCUCAUGUCAUGUCAAUAAAGCCAAUGGCGAAUGACUGA
Molecule: messenger RNA, 3435 nt
Organism: Ooceraea biroi (clonal raider ant)
Lineage: Eukaryota; Metazoa; Arthropoda; Insecta; Hymenoptera; Formicidae
Gene: Gpo1
Product: glycerophosphate oxidase 1
Biological process (GO): glycerol-3-phosphate metabolic process
Cellular component (GO): mitochondrion
Molecular function (GO): glycerol-3-phosphate dehydrogenase (quinone) activity; calcium ion binding
Source: RefSeq, a predicted model, not a curated record